AAGAGGGAGUUGACUCGGCGUAUUUGACUCAGUGAGUGAGUGAGUCAUGGCAGAAGAAACGACUCGGAUAAUGGUGGGAGUGAACGAGUCAAGUUUGAAGGGUUACCCUUACCCUUCAAUUAGCAGCAAAGGGGCUUUCGAAUGGACCAUAAACAAGCUCGUUCGUUGCAACGUCAAUGCUUUCACUCUUCUCUUUCUUCACGUUCAAGUUCCUGAUGAAGAUGGUUUUGAUGACAUGGAUAGUAUCUACGCAUCACCUGAAGAUUUUGAGAACAUGAAGCAGAGAGAUAAGAUUAGAGGGCUUCAUCUGCUGGAAUAUUUUGUCAAUAGGUGUCAUGAAAUUGGGGUGGCAUGUCAAGCAUGGAUAAGGCAGGGUGAUCCCAAAGAAGUACUAAUACAUGAGGUGAAACGACUACAGCCAGAUCUUCUGGUUGUGGGUAGCCGAGGUCUUGGUCCUUUCCAAAAGGUUUUUGUUGGCACUGUGAGUGAAUUUUGUGUGAAGCAUGCUGAAUGCCCUGUUAUUACUAUCAAACGCAAGGCAGAUGAAACUCCUGAUGACCCGGUUGAUGACUGAUAUAUGGUUAGGCACUCGACAUUGGAGAUAGAUUACCAAUGUUGGUCGAGUUUGAGACAAAAAGAAAAAAGAAACAAAACAAAAUUUGAAUAUCAUUAAGAUUAGUCUAUGCAGAUGUUUGAUGUAAGAACACUAAUAUUCGUACUUUCUUGUCCUUGUUCCUUUUAUACUCCAUCUGUAUUUUCCAGCUAUGUUGAUUUCUUUGAAUGUAAAAAGUUAUUUGUGGUGUUUGUAAUUCUGAGAGUUGAAAGUAGUGUGUAAUAUAGUUCAUGAAUAUAUGACGCGCCU
Molecule: messenger RNA, 862 nt
Organism: Gastrolobium bilobum
Lineage: Eukaryota; Viridiplantae; Streptophyta; Magnoliopsida; Fabales; Fabaceae
Product: universal stress protein A-like protein
Exons: 4
Coding region: 47-574 (175 amino acids)
Molecular function (GO): AMP binding
Source: RefSeq, a predicted model, not a curated record